Molecule: messenger RNA, 1378 nt
Organism: Morone saxatilis (striped sea-bass)
Lineage: Eukaryota; Metazoa; Chordata; Actinopteri; Moronidae
Product: PI-PLC X domain-containing protein 1-like
Exons: 7
Coding region: 148-1143 (331 amino acids)
Biological process (GO): lipid metabolic process
Molecular function (GO): phosphoric diester hydrolase activity
Source: RefSeq, a predicted model, not a curated record
CACUUCAUUCGUUUUGUUUUAUACCCGGAAGACUUUGUAAACAAAACGGCGUUUGAAUUCAAAACAGGGGGAAAGCAGCACGUGAGACUUGCGGGAUGAAAACAGUAAACCUUUAAGUAAAAUAUAAAAAUAUUUCAGGUGAUAAACAUGGAAGACUUGGAGCGGGAAGAGCUCGGAGGAAACCCGGACUGGAUGUCUCAUCUGCCCGAGGAGCUGCUCGAUGUCCCGCUGUGGAACCUGGCUAUACCUGGGAGCCAUGACAGCAUGUCUUUCUGUCUGGAUGUCUCCUCUCCUGUGCUGAAGUCCGAGCCCUGCCUCCUCAGAGGGAUUGACAGGCUGUUUCCCUGCUGGACUCGACCCUGUGUCUCCCGCUGGGCCACCACACAGCAAUCCGUCCUCAGUGAUCAGUGUGAUCUUGGUGUUCGUUUCUUGGACCUGCGGAUCGCCAGGAAGCCGGCAGGCAGCAGAAAAUUGUUUUUUGCCCAUGGCAUCUACACACUGAUUACUGUGAAGGAAGCUCUGGAUGAACUGGCUACCUGGCUGGACGCUCAUCCCAAGGAGAUCGUAAUGAUUUCCUGCUCGCAUUUCGACUCACUGACUGACGAAGAUCAUGUCAGCCUCGUGGAGUUCAUCAUCACCCUCUUCGGAAAGAAACUCUGCUCCUCACAGGACAUUCCCACUCUGCGUUCUUGUUGGUCCAGAGGUCAGCAGGUCGUUGUUUCCUAUAGCAACCAACAGAUGGUGCUGCUGCAUCCUGAGCUGUGGACUGAAAUACCUUACUGGUAUGCUGACAGCGCUGACCCUAAGAAGGUGAUCGCCUACCUGGAGGACCAGAAGCGAAAAGGAAGACCAGGUGGUUUUUACGUCAGCGGUCUGAACUUGACAGAAGACGCUCUUUACGUCCUCCUCCAUCCCCUCCAGGACAUGAGGAAGAUGACGAGGAGGGCUCUCUCACUGCUGCUUCACUGGGCGAGCGAGCAGCAUCCUGGGGGCGAGGUGGGCGGAGUCAACAUCCUCUGCUGUGACUUUGUGGGCAUCAGUCAGUUCUGCUCACUUGUGAUUGGCCUCAAUGACAAACUGCUGGGUGGAGCUGGCACGGUUGCUGCUUGCCCCGCCAGCAGGAUGCUGGGAGCAUCUUCCUAACUAUCUAAAAAGAUUUAUUUUUCUUUUUUUCUUGGAGUGUGAAUUAAUAAUUAGUUAUUUUACCUCACAAAUAUGUUUGAUCGUGUGAAUAUGUUUUUUUUGGACCCUCACUUCUGAAUUACGCACAGUGUCAUCAGAGUAUUAUUUUCAAAUUGUAAAUAUUGUUUUUCCUGUUGUAUUUGAAUUGCUAUUUUGGGAUAUACACUUUAAUACAUUAUAUAAAUAAAUACUUUCA